Spizellomyces punctatus DAOM BR117 is the source of this 770-nucleotide messenger RNA. RefSeq lists its product as uncharacterized. Bases 18 to 479 code for a protein of 153 amino acids. Lineage: Eukaryota; Fungi; Chytridiomycota; Chytridiomycetes; Spizellomycetales; Spizellomycetaceae. The record is from RefSeq and is a predicted model, not a curated record. Gene Ontology annotation, molecular function: ATPase activator activity; ferrous iron binding. Gene Ontology annotation, biological process: positive regulation of ATP-dependent activity. The transcript is spliced from 4 exons.
GACAAGGUUCGCGAGCAAUGCCCACACAUUAUGAAAUUCUCGGCGUUCCACAGACAGCCUCCAUAGAAGAAAUCAGGAAGCAGUAUCAAAAGCUUGUCCUACAGUACCAUCCCGACAAACUCGCUCAGACCGUUAAUUCACCGAAAUCCGGCAACGUUCAAACGGGGCCCGAAGAAUGUGCAAAACGCUUCCAAGAGGUGGUAGCAGCCUGGGAGAUCCUGAACGACGAAUGCAAGCGGAGGCAGUAUGACGCUGAACUAUCGGCGAGAAGAACCGCUAAUAUCGGUCCCAUUCAUGCAGAAGUCGAUCUGGACGACAUGGAGUAUGAUGAAGGAAAGGCUUCUUUCCACACCCUAUGUCGAUGCGGUGGGUCGUACACUGUGAGCGAAUCACAACUAGAGCAGCAAGUGCAAACUGUCACCUGCGACAGCUGUUCGUUACAAAUACGAUUGAUGUAUCAAGUGGAAGAAAUCGACUGAUUUACCUCGGCCUGGAUACGUAGCGACAGGAGAAGAACGCUAACGGCUCAAACCAUAUAGUAGAUUGUCCACAACCAUUACGGUGGAAGCCCCUUCGGGUCCCUAGAAGCAAGGUCAUACUCUCACCCCAUCAUAAGUAGCCAAAUAGAGAUGUACCAUGAAUCUGCUACGGCAGAAUAGACAAGAUAGUUAUUUAUCUAUCAACAUUUGCACCCGAUCAGGUAGGAUCAUUAUCUACUAUGGAAAUAUAUUAAAAGACUGCGUAGCUUCUCUUAACUGUCACGUCAAAAU